Meleagris gallopavo (turkey) is the source of this 4972-nucleotide messenger RNA. It is a transcript of the gene BFSP2, whose product is annotated as beaded filament structural protein 2. The record is from RefSeq and is a predicted model, not a curated record. Gene Ontology annotation, biological process: intermediate filament organization. Gene Ontology annotation, molecular function: structural molecule activity. Gene Ontology annotation, cellular component: cytoskeleton; intermediate filament. Lineage: Eukaryota; Metazoa; Chordata; Aves; Galliformes; Phasianidae.
AGAGAUACUGGAUGUUUACACUCGGAAUCACAGAGCGAUGCAGCACUGCUUCCCUCAGAAGUUGCAGGGCAGGCAGUAAGACAGUGUGUGUGUACAGGGGCAGGCAUGAGGGAAGGUGUGGGACAAGCAACAAGCAGUGAGGUACCUCCAUCAGGAGGUACCUGUGAUCCUCCUGAUGGAAUACCAAGCAGCCCCCUGCAAACUGCUGGCUAGUGACAGAGUAAAGGCUUCCUGAGCGUCUUGUAAAGAGCAAAAGCAAUCAGAUGGGGAUCUUCAGCUACUGGGUAUUUUGAAAAGGGGGUGUAAGGGGAGAACAAGUUGGCAAAGAAACAAAUCAAGUUGUCACUGGAAUAUACAAACUCACUGAAGGAUUCCUCUCCUUUAGCCAGUCCAGUUUGCUUGGAAACCUCAGUCCACAACACCCAGAAAGUACUCAAAACCACAUGCAGAGCUGUGAGAUGCUGUGGUGUCCACAGGCUUCACACAAAGGAGCAGUGCCAAGCUGACCUCCAGCAGUCUCAUUGUGUUUGUACUUAAAAGUCAAGCAGAGAUGUGAAGGGUGUGUGCCCCUGAGCUGAGACUGCUGGGCCAGGUCCGCGUGCCCUGGUGGGGCCGAAACACCGAGAAACCCAGAAGCUGUUCAUAGAAUGAGGAGGAAUUCAAGUCCCUGCAGCAGCAAAACGUGGGCUGGGCAUGGCCACGGCUCCGCAGGUGCCUCAGAGGUUGGUUUUGGUUAACUUGAAGUAAUGUCUUGCUGCAGGAGGGCCUGUCUGGAGUAAGCAAGCAGCUAGUGUGUUUGUAAUUCAUGGAUGGAUGGAUUAGGGCAGGAGAUCAUCCGGACGUCAGCGCAGAAAACACCGCUGGCAUUUUCACACGUACGCUGUCAUGAAUUCCUGCCCCGCUGUGCCUGUAAACACCAUUGUGCUGUUCAUCUGCCACAUUUGCAGCAGCAGCAGCAGGGAGAUUUCCCCUGAAAUGGAUUGCUGACCCAGCGGCCGCCCGGACAAUGCACAAAGCCCGCCUUCCAGAAAGCCGUCGCACAAAGCCGAAAGCCCCACCGAGCCCCGACCUGCUGGGCUCGGCACAUCCCUCCCGCCAGUGCGGGGCUGGCGGCGGGGCUGAGCGGGCCGCAGCGGCAGCAUGCCCUUGCCCAGGCGCCGGUCGUCCUUCCUGGGGCAGCAAGCCCCUUCCUCCGCCACCGAGAGCGUGGGGGGCCCGGGGCGCCGGGUGAGCGUGGGCAGCCUGUCGAGGCCGCCUGGCGUCUACGUGGGUGCCGUGCCCACCGGAGGAGUGAGCAGCUUGGGCACCCGCGUGUCCCGCCGAGCGCUGGGCAUCAGCAGCGUCUUCCUGCAAGGCCUGCGCAGCUCCUGCUCCGCCGUGCCCCUGGCCACGGGGCUGGAGAAGGGCAGGGGGCUCUCCUACGAGAGCCUGAACGGCUGCCUGGUGGAGUACAUCGAGAAGGUGCGGGCCCUCGAGCAGGUCAACCAGGAGCUGGAAGAGCACAUCCGAGUCUAUCUGGACAAGAAGUCCUCCAGCGUGGGCAGCUGGGGCGCGCUGCGGGAGAGCUGGGAGGCCGUGUACCACCAGGUCUUGUAUCUACAGCAAGAUCGUAUGCAAUCCCAUCAGAGAAGAAAAACAGUGCUCUGGGAGCUGAGGACCACUCAUUCAAGGCACAAGCAUCAAAUAUUCCUUGGCUCACGGAAGAUGACAACCCUGAGGAGGACUGCUGAUAUGGUUGGCGAAGCAGUCCUUGAAAACGCCCGUCUCAUGCUGCACACCGAGAACAUUCAGGCCUCUGCUGAAGACUUUAAGGACAGGUAUGAAAAUGAACAGCCAUUCAGAAAGGCAGUGGAAGAUGAAAUUAAUUCCCUUUACAAAGUGAUUGAUGAUGCUAAUUUAACUAAAAUGGAUCUGGAGAGCCAGAUAGAAAGCAUGAAAGAGGAGCUAACUUUGCUGUCAAAGACUCAUGAAGAAGAUGUGAAGGUAUUGUACAAACAGCUUGCUGGAUCUCAGCUGGAAGAACUUGAUGUUCCCCUGGGAAGUGGCCUGGACAACAUACUGGAAAAAAUCCGAAUCCACUGGGAGAGAGACAUUGAAAAGAAUCGUGCUGAGGCAGGUGCCCUUCUCCGUACCAAGCAACAGGCUGAAGCGACAGCUGCAGUGCGAAGCCAAGAGGAAGAACUGGUAGAGGGCCUGAGAACUGAAUUCCAUGAAACUGCCUGCAAAAUACAGAGCUUGCAAGCCGAAACUGAGUCCUUGAGAACCUUGAAGAGGGGUCUGGAGAAUUCCCUGUACGAUGCCAAGCACUGGCAUGAGAUCGAACUGCAGAACCUGGGCUCUGUCAUUUCCAAGCUGGAGGCAGAGAUGGCAGAAAUCAAAGCAGAAACUGAGCAGCAGCAGCGGGAUCGUGAGAAUCUGCUGACCAACAAGCAGCAGCUAGAGAAAGACAUUGCUGCAUAUCACUGCCUUCUGGAUGGAGAACAAAGCAGUUGAUCAUGAAAUUCCCAUUCUAUAGAAGAUCAUUGCCACUCAAAGCAAAAGAAGAUGUCACUGCUAAGUAUGUUCUUGGAAGCUAAAUGCCCAUCAAAGCAGCCUGCUUUAUUCAGUUUGAUUCAACAAUCAAAGUAGGUUGUAGCUUGAACAACUUUAUUAGACCCUCUUCAUGUAAUUGCUUUGCUUACAGAUUUCAAUUUACUCAUGUUGUUAAAAUUAUAAUAAAAAUAAAGAAUAUCAGAGUUUUUUUUGUUUGACUUUUUCUUUCACUAUUUUUUGUGAUAGCUGAGGGGGAACUGCAUUAGCAGCAUAGUGCUUCUACUUCCCACCAGGUUUAUUUCUUGGUUUUAGUACAAAUACAUUAAGACUGGACGACUCCUGCACUAUGCAAUCAGCACAAAUGGCAAGUACUCUCGUGUUACAAGACCAGCAGCUCAUUGGAGUGAAAUGUAGUUAAAAUGAAGUCCAAGCAAUUCAACUGUUGCAUCAACUUGAUGCAAUUAAUUCUGCAAUGCAUUUGCUAGCAAGAGCACUAAUGCAAGCAUCCAAACAGUACUUAGUAAAUAUGCUUUGAUUCUAGACUACACUUUUGGAAAAGCUGAAGGUUAAGGAGAGCAACAGCAUCUUUGUUUGCAGUCUGGGUCACAUCCUUUUAUUGUCCACUCUGUUGGAUCAGGAUUUCACAACACAGACACUUAGAAAAAGAGAUAAGAUGGUUUAUUAAGUGGACUCAAAGACUACUUAGAAAUGGCAUAUAUUAGAGAACACUGCAUAUAGCAAAUGUGACAGGCUGAAGGUAUUUCAAUUUUCAGUUGAAACGUUAGCUAACAAAACUAUUUCAUUUUUAAUGACAGUUAAGAUCCAAACCCACUGCAAAUCCACUACACCAGUGAAUAAGAGGAAUCAGCACACAACUGUCAAACUUUCCAUGCACAUUUCCCCACACAUGGAAAGUCCUUCCCAGUGCAAUUAUUUGACAGACAAUUUCUUGACUAAUCUCUGGUAACAAAAAGCCCUGUGAGCAUGUACUGCCUGGAAGAUUUUUCUAAGAUGUUAAGAGAUUAACCAGCAACCAAGAGGAACGAAAUGAUGGCAAAGCUCUUUUUUCUCUUACAGAAUGUAUGCUGCUCAGAGCAGUGAUAAAACUUUCUUCCACAUCUGUGCAGAAUUUAUCAAGUUGAGAAACCAUCAAGAGUAGUGGUGAUGAUAGAAAAUAGCCAUAAAGAGCUGUACAUGAGAUGCAAUGACACAGAUCCUUGGAUUGUUGUUAACCAGAUUUGCUGUGGCAGAGACUGAACCAGAACCCUUCUGCAAGUUGCUCUGCAAGCUGCACUUUCCUAAGAGCACCUUCUCCAAUUCCCUUAGGCAGGCAUCUGCCUAAGAGUUACCAAGUUAAUGUUCUGCAUUAUCUUGUGAUCCACAAAUGUCAAAGCAGUUUGAGGUACUCCCAUCUUCAUUUCACAGGGUGGAGAUAAUUUGGUACAGAUAAAUCAGGAUAAGAGAAAACACAAAAUGACUGGGAGUAGAAGUCUGUUCCUAACUCUUUCCCAAGUUUUGCAUCGUCACCCACGACUCCCUUUGGUUUCCAUUUCUGCAGCUUCUCCACAUGCAUGAUGACUACUGCAGCACUUCCACAACAUGCAGUAGUGCUUCAUUCCCUGGUGUAUGUAAAAUGCAUCAUGAUGUGCAGGGAACAGUGUCCUGGCAAGAAACAUCAUAACCACAGGACAGAGGAAAGAAGUGUGCAGGCAUGGCAGUAUGCCAUGGCAAGCACACUCCACCAGACACUAAUAUGGGGGAGAAAAGAGACAAAGUCCUCCCUGCAAAUCUGUACCUAAGCAGAGGCACACAGAACACUUCAUCUUACCAAGGGUUGCUUCCACAGCUCAAUGAUAUAUCACACAGUAGGAACCUGUCUGCUGAGCUCAUGCUCCUGUCACUGCAGCGAGGCAUUCUGGAUAAAGUCCUUGCAUUGCAAACGUUACUUCUGCUAGUCUGUGCCUGCAAGCCAUUCUUCAGCCAAAUGUCCUCUGAUCAAGGACUGAAGAUCACCGAAUUUGAGAGGAAAAGAACAGCAAUAAUGUUCUUUUUUUUUUUUAAUUGACUCUAAUAUAUUACACGGCAACAAUGUCAACCAUAUAAGCUAAUGCAACACAUUUGCAGCUGAUUACAAAUACUGCACAUCAGCAUGUUUUUGCAGUUUUGCAUAAAGCUAGAGGUGGGAUGAAAAUCCAGGCAUAGCCUCAUAACUAAUGCUUCCUUUAAAGUGCCAACUCAGUCGUGUCUUUAAACCUGGAUCUAAGCCUUUAGAGGCCUAAAACAUUGCUGCUAUUUUCCAUGGUUUCCACUGAGUCUGUUCCAGAUUUAACAGCUGAAAUUUCUCUUGGUACUUGGCUCCUGACAGGUAUUAAGUUUCUAAUCCAGAGUUGGUCAUUCCAGCCUUACACCAUUUUGUUUGCAAGGGAUAAGUGAUGCAGAC